Impatiens glandulifera is the source of this 833-nucleotide messenger RNA. RefSeq names its product dolichol-phosphate mannose synthase subunit 2. The transcript is spliced from 3 exons. The coding region runs from base 109 to 351 and encodes 80 amino acids. Gene Ontology annotation, molecular function: enzyme regulator activity. The record is from RefSeq and is a predicted model, not a curated record. Lineage: Eukaryota; Viridiplantae; Streptophyta; Magnoliopsida; Ericales; Balsaminaceae. Gene Ontology annotation, biological process: GPI anchor biosynthetic process. Gene Ontology annotation, cellular component: endoplasmic reticulum membrane; dolichol-phosphate-mannose synthase complex.
CCUCCAUUUGGGUCUUUAACUGCCCUAAUCCCAAAAUUGGUUCGAUCUGUGUUCAUCUCCACAGACAGUUUUCAUCGCGAUCUCCGGAAUCUAAAGUGUGAGAUUUGAAUGGAAUUAGCAGACAGAUCUGUUGGAUUUCUUUUGUCUCUUACAAGCAUAUCCAUAUUCACAUAUUAUACUUUCUGGGUCAUCAUCUUGCCAUUUGUUGAUGAUGAACACUUCAUCCACAAGUACUUCUUGCCCCAAGAGUAUGCCAUUCUCAUUCCUGUUUUUGCAGGUGUAACACUCCUUUGCUUUUUAUCUGUCUUUUUUGGGGUUGUUAAGCUUAAAUCCAAGAAGAAGAAGGCAUAAAACAAUAUGAAAGCAUCAUACCUUUGAAGUUAGUUUUCUUUUUUUCCUUAUAUAAACACUCCAACCUAAUAGGACAAUAACACUUUUGCUCCAAGUAUCUUGCAUUUGCCUGUUGCAUAUUGAAACCCAAAGUUAACAAGUAUUAUUCUAUUUGAAGAAAGAUUUGUUCAUGGUGCUCUUAGAAAUUGAGCAAAGCCACUAGGCAACUGCAUUUUGGAGAGUGUCAAAAAUGUUCAUGAACUUGGGUCUUUUUUGAUAUGGGGUUAUUUGAAUAACCAUUUUUUUGUUUCUUUUUCAAAUAAUCUUGUUUCAUAUAUAGGUUAUAGAAAAUCAUAUUAUUUGGACAAUAGGUGUUUGUUUCCAUCAUUAUGCAAUAUAGUGAUUUCAAUAUUAAGCAUCUCUGUGUAAACAAUUAAAGCUUGAUUAGAUUACUACUUUUCCACAACAUUGCUAAAUUGAAUAUAUAUUGAGAUUGACAUGCA